Molecule: messenger RNA, 2651 nt
Organism: Tigriopus californicus
Lineage: Eukaryota; Metazoa; Arthropoda; Copepoda; Harpacticoida; Harpacticidae
Product: zinc finger protein 540-like
Exons: 2
Coding region: 184-2364 (726 amino acids)
Biological process (GO): regulation of transcription by RNA polymerase II
Cellular component (GO): nucleus
Molecular function (GO): DNA-binding transcription factor activity, RNA polymerase II-specific; RNA polymerase II transcription regulatory region sequence-specific DNA binding
Source: RefSeq, a predicted model, not a curated record
ACCAACCCACCAGCGAAAGUUGUCGGUGGCCAGUUCUCUUUCGUGUCCUGCUGAGUGCGCUCACACAUUCUGACGCUCCUGAGUUUUAAAGAACAACUGGAGUGUUUGAUGUAUUGAGAAAUCGUUGGGGGUUGCUAAAGUCCAAACAAAACACCACAUACAUACCUCAAGAUAAUCAAGGACAUGGAUCAAGGAGUGGAACUCGUCCAAAAGCUACAAACCUCUAUACCUUCACCCAAACUUCUUUAUUUUGUGAUGGAUAAUUGGUUAUUGGUUCAUAAGAAUUCCUUUGAUCAUUUCAACGAAGACGGUGAACCUUUCAUUAGUCAGGUGUUCCUCAUCGAGAUCAAGACCGGUCGAUAUAUUCAUCGAUGCCAAGGCCAGAAAGUGGACCAUGGAAAAGCAAUCGAGUUGCAGGUCUUGACGGCUAAGCUGACCCAUGCUUUUCAAGGCACGAAACCCUGUCUUGGAUUCUUCAUACAAGAAGACAGUAGUGAUGAUGUUGAUCCCUUAAGCUCCACGACAGUACGGGAAUUUCCUUUCCGAAGACAGACGUCUCGAAAUUGUCAGUUUCAUUACAAAGUUCCAAAUGUGAAGUCCGAAAAGAGUGAAGAUAGAAAACAACGGUGUUCCCCAUGUCAAGUGCUUUGGCAAGAAAUUCUUUCAAGCCCCAUAAACCCCUCUGAUGCUCACCUCGAUGGUUCUGAUAUUGACCUCCGAACUAAUGCCCAAUCUAUAAUAGCCGAUAUUUUAACAAUCAAGCCCGGGAACCAUGAUGUAUUUGAACCUUCAUCUCCUUAUGGUUCUUCUUAUGACUCCAGUGAAGCUGUGCGCCAAGAAAUAUAUUCGAUGGCCAAAGAUGUAUUUGAAGGCCACAACGCUGACGGUGAGGAAGAUCAAGCGAAUCCCUACGAAGAACAUAGCCUUGACACCAUGGACAUUCAUGACGAUCUGUGUGAAGAUAAAGAAGAUCGGCGGGUCUCCCUGGAAGUGGUGGCAAAUAAGGAUAAUCCCCACUCGCUGAAUGUGUCAAAGGCUUUAGACGAAGCAUCCAAUUGCAUUUUCAAAAUCGGGCAUCGCAACGAGAUUCCAUGCCAAUCUAAGAAAUCAAGUUGUGUUAAUAGCAAGCCGUCCGUGGCAGAAUCAAAAGUCUCCUGGGAAUCUGUACGAAAACUUGCAUUUCCAAGAAAGGGUAAAAAUCGAUGUGUAUGUUGCUCUAUCGUGUUUCCAAACAAACGGGAACUGGUCAAGCACGUAAAGGAUCGACAAAAAGAAGAUCGUGCUCGCCGCAAAGUAGGUUGCCGUGAGUGUGGCGAACGACCCUUCAGGACCUUCAAGGAGCUGAUUCAACAUUAUUACAUCCAACAUCCAGAGAAGCUAGAAAAGAAUGAAGAGUAUCUACCCCAAAGCCAAGACUUGGAAACAAUGAAGGAGCCAAAGACUUGUUCCAUCUGUGAUGUAGUCAGUAAUGGCCGCACCUUGAACAGUAGACACAAGGAGAAAUAUCAUGUGGUGGGAAAUUAUUUGUGUAGUACUUGCCAGGAACCUUGUUUAACUUACUACGACAUGAUGAUUCACCGCUUCCAAGCUCACUUGAAAGCCACGGAUUCCAUUCCUAUCAAUUAUAAUGGCUUGGAUACCUCUGUGGAUGAAGAUGGUAAGAUAUCGUACAAAACGGACGGUCUCGUGUGUCAAAUCUGUUCCGAGUCGUUUAAAUGUAAAAAAACUUUUGCUAGUCAUCAAAGAAGAGCUCAUUCUUGGGGCAGAAUGAGGUGCAAACCGUGUGGUGAGUGGAGUAAUUAUGCCCAAGACAUCUCCGCUCAUACGUUACAUUUCCACAAAGACAAGCCCGAGGUUCUAUGUCCUACAUGUGACCAAAUGAUCGAUUUGAAAGACAAUCCAGCCGCCUUUGAUCUUCAUUUUCCCACUUGCUGCCCCAUCACCAGUGCAUACAGAAAGUCUUUGAUUGGUCCGUUUCAGUGUCCAAUUUGCGAAAAAAAAUACUCCCUCAAACACAGUUUGAAGGCCCACCUGAAGAUGCAUCAAGGGAUCAUCAAAUAUCAAUGUGAUUAUUGUGACUUUGGUGCCAACUUGAAGCACGCUCUUGUUCGGCACAAGAACAUGCAUCUGCGGAAUAUGGGCUUGCUGACAAAUGAGCCCGAAGCGGAUCAUUUGCGAGAAUGUAAGGUUUGCGGGAAAAAGCUUGCCCACAAGAUGUCAGUCCGUCGUCACAUGCGGAAUAUGCACGCAGAACAGAAGCCAGUUUUCCAAUGCAAGCAAUGCGGAGAGAAUUUUAGACACUCAGGGGCUCUUCACAAACACAAAAUACAAGUUCAUGACCAUGUGCCAAAAUCGAAGGCGUAAGGAAAGCUUGGAUUUUCAGAAAAUCGAAUAUUGAAGGUAAAUUCUCACCUGCUUUGAAUGAGAGAAAAUGCUCGACCCAUCGGACCAAAAAGUCAUAAAAGUGAAUUGUAAAUGAAAUGUGUAUCCAGGAAUUGGACAAGUCCACUGACCAAGAUUGACAACAACAAAAUUCAACCAUUGAGCGAUUAAAUAUUAUCUGCUGUUUUUUUGUGUCAUCUGUUCCGCUCCGUCUCUUCUGAUUCCUGGGUCAUAAGCAGACUGGAAUAAACAUGCAGAAUUAUGCAGAA